Molecule: messenger RNA, 1050 nt
Organism: Exophiala spinifera
Lineage: Eukaryota; Fungi; Ascomycota; Eurotiomycetes; Chaetothyriales; Herpotrichiellaceae
Exons: 1
Coding region: 1-1050 (349 amino acids)
Biological process (GO): mannosyl-inositol phosphorylceramide biosynthetic process
Molecular function (GO): mannosyltransferase activity
Source: RefSeq, a predicted model, not a curated record
AUGCGUCGCAGUGUUGUUAUCUUCCUCCUAACCACGAUCGUCGUCGUCACAUUACUCCUACACUCUGUAUCGACACUACUGUCAUUACUCAUUGAAGAUGCUUCUCGCGAUGCCAUCCACCGCACCGACAUCCCCGCGCCCAACUCGACCCUCAUCGACAACAGACCGCAACUGAUCCCCAAGAUCAUUCAUCAGACGUAUAAGAAUGAAUCAAUCCCGUCGCGCUGGCUGUCCGCUCAACAGUCAUGUAUCAAACUCCACCCCGACUACGAGUAUAUCCUGUGGACCGACGACAAAUCCUAUGACUUUAUCGCCAAGGAAUACCCCUGGUUUCUCAGCACCUUUACAAGCUACAAACACAACAUCCAGCGCGCCGAUGCCAUUCGAUAUUUCGUUCUCGCCCACUACGGCGGCGUGUACAUCGACCUCGACGAUGGGUGUGAGCGACGUCUGGACCCUUUACUGAGCUACACUGCCUUUGUGCGCAGGACCGUACCGACGGGCAUCUCCAACGACGUUAUGGGCUCUAUUCCCCAGCACCCCUUCUUUCUCCGGGUCAUGGAGAGUCUGCCGGGCGCAAACCGGAGCUGGGUCCUGCCGUACAUCACCAUCAUGGCGAGCACAGGUCCGCUGUUCCUCAGCGUGAUUUGGAAGAAGUGGAUGGGUGAGCAUGCCCAUCUGGACCCGGAAACGUGGAUUGGGAGGGUGCGCGUCAUCAUGCCCAGCGAGUACAGCAACCGUCCGUGGAGCUUCUUUAAGAUUUACAAGGGAAACAGUUGGCAUGGGAACGACGCGCGGUUCAUCUUCUGGAUGGGCAAGAACUGGAUGCUACUCACGGCGCUUGGAUUCUUGCUUGCGGGCGUCCUGGGGUUGUUGAUCUGGUGGGUCUAUUCUAGGCUAAUCAUCAUGGGGUCCAGACGCCGCGCUGCCGGAGGCAGUCCUCGAGUGAGUCCGUUCAGGACCGCUGGUGUCGUGCCCAGGGUGCCCUUGUGGAAGGUCUGGAGUGGCAAGUCGCAAAGUUAUGAGUUGGUCGAGCAGCAUGAUGCAUGA